Messenger RNA from Micromonas pusilla CCMP1545, 882 nucleotides. Its product is annotated as PAF1 complex protein Leo1. The record is from RefSeq and is a predicted model, not a curated record. NCBI's taxonomy places the organism in Eukaryota, Viridiplantae, Chlorophyta, Mamiellophyceae, Mamiellales, Mamiellaceae. Gene Ontology annotation, molecular function: RNA polymerase II C-terminal domain phosphoserine binding. Bases 1 to 882 code for a protein of 293 amino acids. Gene Ontology annotation, cellular component: nucleus; Cdc73/Paf1 complex. Gene Ontology annotation, biological process: positive regulation of transcription elongation by RNA polymerase II; transcription elongation by RNA polymerase II. The transcript is spliced from 2 exons.
AUGGCGACCGCCGACCUCAUCAAAAACGUGUUCGGGGACUCCGACUCGGACUCCGACGCGGACGCCGCCGCCCCCGCGGCCGCGGCGAAGCCGACCAAGGCGGAGCUGCGGGCGACCGCCGCGAAGAAGGCCGCGUUCGCCGCCGCGCUCGGGGCGGUCGACGACGACGACGACGACGACGACGCGGGCGGCGACGCGAGCGACGACGACGGCUCGCUGGGCGGCGACGUCGUCGCGGAGAAGCCCGCGUUCCGGAGCUCGCUCGAGGACCCGGACGCGGCGGGAAGCGACUCGGACGACGAGAAGCCGGAGCCCGCGCCGGACUUGCACAUCGACGUCCCGUACAUCGAUCCGAUCCCGGAGGGCGUGACCGCGAAGAUCUUCAAGCAGACCAACGUGUGCCGCGUGGAACCGCAGCCGUACGACCCAAAGACGUUCCAGCUCGAGACGGAGACGAUCACGCACGCGGACGGGACCACGGAGACGCGCCCCGCGGACGUGCACAACGUCAUCCGAUGGCGCCACGUGCUGGACGAGGACGGGAAGCAGGUGAUGGGGGAGGACGGAGAGCCGAAGAUCGAAUCCAACGCCAAGUUCGUGCGUUGGAGCGACGGGAGUCUCACGCUGCACAUCGGCGAGGAGGUGCUGCGCGUGACGGAGACGGACAUGAGCGGGGAGCAUCAGUACGUGUACGCGCGGCACCCCGGGGUGUUGCAAGGGGUGAAGCACAUCGAGUCGCGGUUGCAGAUGGCGCCGAGGAACCUCGACAGCGCGACGCACUCGCGGCUGACGCGGCGCGUCGACGCCAGGCACGUCAAGUCCAAAAAGGUUCAGGCGCGUUCUCCUCACACUGGUUCCCGUACGACCGCGUCGGCGUGGUGA